Scheffersomyces coipomensis is the source of this 1302-nucleotide messenger RNA. RefSeq lists its product as uncharacterized. The record is from RefSeq and is a predicted model, not a curated record. The transcript has a single exon. NCBI's taxonomy places the organism in Eukaryota, Fungi, Ascomycota, Pichiomycetes, Serinales, Debaryomycetaceae. Bases 203 to 1234 code for a protein of 343 amino acids.
UGUCGCAUGAUGUGUCAUUAAAUGUCUCUUGUCGUUGAAUGUCGCGACUUACCCCAUAAUUGACAAAAACCAUCACCUCCUUGCUUUCAUCCCCACUAAAAGUUGAAACAGCAGCAGUAACUAGAAGUUUAUAUUAUCCAAAUGACACAUUUCACCAUUGCAUUAGAUUGAUUUAAUAGAUAUAGAUAUAUGUAUAGGCAACAUGGCAGUGUUUCCUAAAAUAGACAAGAACUCAAUUAGUGGGGAUAAACAUUAUGUUGCUCCUAAGGCAUUCCCUAUUGGUCCAUUUACUAAAUAUAGUAAGAAUCCAAUUUUAAGACCUGACCCUAAUGUUGAAUUUGAAAGUGCUUAUUUAUACAAUGCUACUGCUAUAGUCAUUGAUGAAUUGGUAUUCAUGUUAUAUCGUGCUCAGAAUCCAGCUAAAUUAUCUUCAGUGGGGUUAGCUUUUUCUUCAGAUGGAUAUAACUUCACUAAAUAUAAUAAACCUAUCAUUAGUGCUACUGAACCAUGGGAAGCAGGUGGAGGUAUUGAAGAUCCAAGAAUCGUAAGAGAUCCUAAAACGAAAUUAUUCAUUGUGACAUAUACGGCUUAUGAUUUAUUCAGAGCUCGAUUAUGUGUGGCUACAUCUGAAGAUUUAUUCCAUUGGACAAAAUAUAGAUCGUUUGUACCUCCAUGGUGGAAUGAUAUUGCUAAUGAUGCUAAUGGGAAACAAUUGAUUAGAAAUGAAUGGCUGAAAUCAGGGGCAGUGUUCACGGAAAAGAAUAAAGAUGGGAAAUACUAUAUGAUUUGGGGUGAUAGUUCAUUAUAUCUUGCUGAACUGGAAGAUUUAGUGCAAUGGAAAUUAACUAAUGAUAGUUAUUAUGGAAAUAUUUUUGCAACUGCCGUAUUCAAUGCUGAAAAUAAAUUAAUUGAAGCAGGUCCAGCUCCUAUCAAAUUAGAUAAUGGUAAAAAUGAAUGGAUCUUAGUAUACAAUGCUGCAACUAUUGGUGGUAAAGAUCUUGCAAAAGAUACCUAUACUAUAAGUCAAAUGUUAAUUGAUUAUGAUCAUAUUAGAGAUGGUCCGUUGGCAAGAUUAGAAAAACCAAUUUUAAGACCAGAGCAAAGAAAUGAAGUUGAGGGUCAAGUUAAUAAAGUGGUGUUUUGUGAAGGUAUAGUUCAAUUCAAGGGACAAUGGUUUUUGUAUUAUGGACAAGGUGAUUCUGAAUUAGGGGUCGCUACCGCUCCUGUUAAUUAAAAGUAACUCUAAAAAAGAACAUGUAUUUUUAUAGUUUGUCCUUAUUGUUUUAUGUUUUUUUUGUUAUU